AUGCGCGAAGGCAAUUUCCUUUCUGCCGCCGCUUUUGUGAGGGCGCUCAGAGUCAUUCUCUCCGAAGAAUUCAGCGACCUAGAUUGGACCCUAUUCGAAUUUCUUAACACAGGCGGUUUCAAUACCUGCUUCAAGAUGAAGUUCACCAACAACCGCGGCGCUGUUAUACGGUUCCCAUUGCCCGGCGCUGUCAUGUUUCCUGAAGAAAAGGUCCGCAGUGAAGCCUCUAUCAUGCAAUAUGUCUUGGAAAAAACUUCAAACAAAAUUCCAAUCCCGGUGCCUUCCAUCGUUCGCUGGGUAGAGGCAAAGGAGAGCCCCUCAGACUUGGGACCUUUCAUCAUUAUGAACUAUAUCCACCACAUGGGGAGUAUGGGUGAUCUCCUUGAGAUGCCAGGGCGCCAAAGAGGACAACCCCCAGUCCUCCUCCGGCAAUGGCCAUCGACGCCGACACCUGGUAACUUCGGAAACAGUCUCUUCUACCCCGGACCUCCUUCAGGAAACUCGGCCAUCACCAAGGCAACAGAAUCUAUUGUUCCUCCUACAGUUCCCUCCGGCGCAAAGGUCUCCAACACCGAAGAUGAAGUCUGGGUUUCUGUCUGGGUUGGCGCUUCUUCGACUGCCGGCGACGAAAAUGCAAAUCUCUACCAGCCGAUCUUCAACUGGUCCCUGAACCAGGAGUCUCAGUAUGUGAGAUUCAACGAGAUACCUCCGUAUGAAAGAAAGAAGAUUGCUGACCAUGGAUAUAACAUAGGGGUUGUUCCGCAUCCUCUGAUGAGUGCCGGUCAGCUUGGUCAGCCCUAUGUGACUGUCCCCAAAAACACUGCAGUGGACUUUGAAAUCGUUGUUGAGAACAAGAAGGUCGUUCAAACCGUCACCAUGGACGGUAAGGUAGUGUCGAAGGAAAGCGAUGCUCUCAACUCUCCCCUUAAGUACCUGUACUCCAGCAACGAGUGCUACACUGGUUCUGGCAAUUGUGGAUCACUCGCCGGUUACUACAUCAACAACCUGACCGUCACCCUGAGCGAGGCAGACACCAAGUUUGACCAGGUCAUGGCCCUUGAUGGUGUCACCGAUGAUGGCUUCACCACCUCCGAUGGUGGCCUUACCUGGCACACAGAGUGGGUCAAGGUUGAGAGCGUCAACUUUGACUCCAACAGUGUUGAGAGCGCCUGA
This is a messenger RNA of Penicillium antarcticum, 1173 nucleotides long. RefSeq lists its product as uncharacterized. The record is from RefSeq and is a predicted model, not a curated record. Bases 1 to 1173 code for a protein of 390 amino acids. Lineage: Eukaryota; Fungi; Ascomycota; Eurotiomycetes; Eurotiales; Aspergillaceae. The transcript has 7 exons.